Molecule: messenger RNA, 267 nt
Organism: Nyctereutes procyonoides (raccoon dog)
Lineage: Eukaryota; Metazoa; Chordata; Mammalia; Carnivora; Canidae
Gene: SYCE3
Product: synaptonemal complex central element protein 3
Exons: 2
Coding region: 1-267 (88 amino acids)
Biological process (GO): reciprocal meiotic recombination; spermatogenesis; synaptonemal complex assembly
Cellular component (GO): central element
Source: RefSeq, a predicted model, not a curated record
AUGGCUGAUUCUGAAUCUGGAGAAAGAAACUAUGACAACAUGCUGAAAAUGCUGUCAGACCUGAAUAAAGACUUGGAAAAGCUACUGGAAGAGAUGGAGAAGAUCUCAGUGCAAGCCACAUGGAUGGCCUACGACAUGGUGGUGAUGCGAACCAACCCCACGCUGGCAGAGUCCAUGCGCCGACUGGAGGAUGCCUUCCUCAACUGCAAGGAGGAGAUGGAGAAGAACUGGCAAGAGCUGCUCAAUGAGACCAAGCACAAACAAUAG